Molecule: messenger RNA, 2465 nt
Organism: Homalodisca vitripennis (glassy-winged sharpshooter)
Lineage: Eukaryota; Metazoa; Arthropoda; Insecta; Hemiptera; Cicadellidae
Exons: 2
Coding region: 117-1556 (479 amino acids)
Molecular function (GO): protein binding
Source: RefSeq, a predicted model, not a curated record
UAGCCUCUAGCAUUGGACGAGUCCAUCUUCUCUGGUCCAUCUGUUACCGAACUCAACUGUCAAUGGUGUGAAGGUGAAAUCGGCGUGGCCUUGUGUCUUUAUUCGAUACCUACAAAAUGGCCGAGAUAGGGCUUAUCUCUCUGCCCGGGGAAGUGAUUGCCCACAUAGCUCAGUUCCUGUCCCUGAAGGACCUCCUGGCAUGUUCCGCCACUUGCUCCUACCUGCGCUCUGUCUUGAACGACAAUCUCAUCUGGAAGAGGCACUACAGGCGCAGCAUCGUGAAUUACGUGAGUAUGGCGAAGCCGUUUGUGAAGCCGGAGUUCGAAUACCAUCCAGAGCUCGAAUCUCUGGAGCCGCUCUGUACCGAGCGAGUGAAUCUGCUGAGGCAGAACCAUUUGCUGAGCAACUGGCGGGAGGGGAAGUGCGUCAGCCACAACGUCCACACUCAGGGUAACGGGCUCUUCUUGGAGAACAACGAUCGACAAAUCAUCUACGGCAACGUCUAUCUCUUCCUACACGUGCUCAACACGAACGAGAUCACCAUCUGGAACAUAGAGGAGAUCCCGUACUUCUACACCAGUGUCGUGUUCAGCCUGUACGAGUACAACAUGGAGGACGAGGACUGGACCGACAUAGUGAGGGUGUACUAUCAGAUCGUGGAGGACAAGCUGGUGGUGAUCCAGGGGAAUCUGGUACAGAUCUUCGGCAUAUACCUCCCGGAGAAAGCGUUCCCACUGGAGUACUUGAUCUCCGUCGAUAGGGACCAAGUGGUCAGUGACUUCGCGGAGACUCUCUACACGGACUGUUACAACUGGAUCGUGGGUCAUCUGUUGUUCUCCAGGCUGUGUUACUUGCCAGUCGUGCACGUCUGGGACAUCCGCACCGGGGACAAGAAGAAAGCCCUGCGAGCUCCCGCCGUAGGCUGGGACCUCUACGUAAUAUCUUUGGAUGACGCCGCCGACGUGGUAUUCAGUCUCAGGACUGACGAUCCGUUCGCCAUGGGGCCUGAGGAUUACGCAAAAAUAACAAACCACAUCAGCUGUUAUAAUGUAGCCAAAGACGAGUACACAACAAUCUUUCCGAGCCUGGCCGGCUGUAAACCCGUAAACGCGUUGCAUUAUCGUGAUUUCAUCAUACUUUUUUGUAUAGACAAUAUGUUUAUUUUUAAGUGUUCCAUUUAUGUUUUUGACCGGCGCACUUCGUCCACGGUGGCCCAAGCCACGUUCCCCGAUCUGGUAGGCCUCUACAAAUCUCGAGUGAUCGAAGACAAGUUGGUUUUAGCGACCCAAAGCUCGGUGGAAAUUCUGAACGUGAAAACUUUAGAGGCUGUUACCUCUUUAAAAAUCGAUGAUGUGAUUGACAUAGACUAUUUACCUGUUUUCAACUCCACAUUCAUUAUUACGUCUUCCGUCAAAAGUGAUAUAGAAGUGUGGGACAUUGAUAAAAACCAGGUGCUGUUAAAAUUACCUCUACAAAGUUUUGUAUUUUUGAAUGAAUCUUGUUCAAAGUUGGUUUUGAUUUCAGGGCAGUCUCUUGUAGUAAAGAAUUUUUGGUAGGAAAAUGUUUAGCAUUUGUGACAGAUAAUGAACACUUUUUUAUUAACUUAUCACUAACUGAAAGUAUUAAAAUAUGUGUGAUCAAAGUAUGAUAGUGUUUUCAGAUAAUCAUAUUGGAAUACGUAAAGUCAGUAUGUACACAUAAAAAUGUUGAGAUUAAAAUAUUGAAUACACACAUAAUUCUUUGUGUAAAGUUCGUUUUUGGUAAUGGAAGGGUUGUGAAGGUAACAGUAUUUUCCAGGAAAAUUGCAAUCAUUGAGCAAUAAAAAGCAUCAGUAACACUACAUUUCGAGAUACGCAAUCUGAUCUCUUCCUCAGGUGAUGGAUAAACGACUUAUCUAAGUUCUGACAGCAAUCAAAUAAAUAGAGCCAAAUCACAGAAAGGCAACUUUUAAAGAUGCACUCAAUAAAACUAACACUUUUAUGAACCUAACUUAGGAUUAAUUAUAACGUUUGCUCGCGAUGAUCAGAUAACCAAUCAUUGGCAGCCAAUCAGCACCAACCUGUUGUGCACCAGUUUUUAAGAGUAUCUGUCUCAACAACUCAUUAAAUAAAUACUGAUAUUGGGUACAUAGAUUUGACACGUAACAUGUUUAUUGUGAACCCUAACUAAUGUGUGUCAACGUAUAGCUGUAUGUGGUCUCGUAAGUUGUAAUUAUUUGUUGUUAGUUAUCCUCUUGGGACUCCAUAUUCUCGUAUUAUAGUUUGGGUUGCAGAUUUCGCAACGUAGUUUUAUUGCAAAUUUUUUUUAACACUGACAGAUGAACUUAUCUGAGUCAUCCAUGAGUGAACUUAUGAGUGUCCAAAGAAUUCACGAUAAUUCAUAAAUAUAACUUUAUAUUUAAAAUUAUUAUAAUAUUUUUGUAAUAUAGAAACUAAAUAUACGAUGUAAUAAAACAUACUUAGACA